AUGGAUCACGGGGCUAUGCGACGCGGCGGCCCACCCAGGUCCAGCAUUCCAGCCAAACGAAGCGCCGCCGAUGCCCAAGAGGAAGCAUGGGUUGCCAACGAGGACCGCUUUGUGCUCAAGCAGGCCAAGAAGAAGGCCAUUAUUCGAGCACGCGCUGGAAGAGCCGACCCUAUUGAUUUACUUGCCGUCACACUACGCGCUCUGGAUGCCACGCGCGACGGCUACGACAGCGACGAUGACGAUGGAGAACUGCCCGCCGUGGACCCCGAGGGUGUCUUUGAAGGCCUCGACGAUAUUCAACUCGACGAACUGGACAAGGGAAUCGACACCUACUUGACCCUCGAGCACAGCAGGAGUAACCGCGACUUCUGGAACACAAUGAAAGUCGUCUGCAAAGACCGACGGCGUGCUGCUCCUGGCAAGCUCCAGACUGCUCGAGGAAUGUCGUCGGUGACUCCUGAGAUCGAUCGCCUACUUGCACCAAAGACACACGAACAACUCGAGGCGUUGGAGAAGCAGGUCAAGGCAAAGCUGAGAUCCAACGACGAUAUUGAUGUUGAUUAUUGGGAAAGUCUUCUGAAGAGCCUGUCCAUCUACAAGGCCAAGGCCAGGCUGCGUCAGGUCUCCAAAUCAGUCUUGGGUGCUCGUCUGGAGUCCUUGCGACAGCAACAAGAACAAGACGCUCUAGCCCUACGCAACAAGGUCAGAGAAAGUCUGAAGUCCUCUUCGCUCGCCGCCCCAGCAGAGCAGGCGCCACUCACAUCAUCACCUGCUGCCUUGGACCCGGAACCCUUAUUACGCUUGAACCCAGAAGACAAAACAUUGCUCUCACUCGAGGAGGAAGACUUCAAGCAGAAAUUGCUAGGCUAUAUUCCAGCUCGUCAUGGCACCAAAAUCUCCAACACCGAGGUCGCCUUGUCUUCUGAACCAAAAAGGGACGACACGUCUAGGAUUACAAGUGCAUUGUAUGACCGAGAGGCUGCGAGAGGCUUCAACGACAACGAGGAAGCAUUCAAUGCCGAGGAGGAUGUCUCAACCGGAAGACCCAAGUGGGCCGAGACAUACCGUCCACGAAAACCACGCUAUUUCAACCGCGUUCAGAUGGGCUACGAGUGGAACAAGUACAACCAGACUCAUUACGACCACGAAAAUCUCCCACCCAAGGUCGUUCAGGGCUACAAGUUCAACAUUUUCUACCCCGACCUCGUCGACACAACCAAAGCACCCACCUUCCGCAUUGAACGCGAGAACGGUCGCAAGCGGGGUGAAUCAUUUGCUCCUGCUGGAGCUGAGGACACUUGUCUCAUCCGUUUCAUUGCUGGUCCACCAUAUGAGGACAUUGCCUUCCGUAUCGUCGACAAAGAAUGGGACUACAGCGCAAAGCGUGAGCGUGGCUUCAGAAGCAGCUUUGACAAGGGAAUUCUUCAACUACACUUCCAGUUCAAGAAGAUCUAUUACAGAAAAUGA
This is a messenger RNA of Aureobasidium vineae, 1467 nucleotides long. The record is from the annotation of a GenBank genome assembly. NCBI's taxonomy places the organism in Eukaryota, Fungi, Ascomycota, Dothideomycetes, Dothideales, Saccotheciaceae.